Messenger RNA from Solanum verrucosum, 2448 nucleotides. Its product is annotated as protein NARROW LEAF 1-like. NCBI's taxonomy places the organism in Eukaryota, Viridiplantae, Streptophyta, Magnoliopsida, Solanales, Solanaceae. The transcript has 7 exons. The record is from RefSeq and is a predicted model, not a curated record. The coding region runs from base 374 to 2140 and encodes 588 amino acids.
CACACACACAGAGUGAGACUCUGAUAGGCACGCGCGCUCAAGCACAGACAAAUAGAGCAUUGGAUUGUGAUUCUACUGCAGAUUUAGAAUAAUGGGGUUAUUCAAUUGAGUGAAGAAAUUUUGUUGGAUUAAUUUGGUGGAUUAGUGUGGAGGGGGGCCUUGUUCUUGAAGUCUUUCUUAGGGCACUUUUUUCUGGGGAUUUUUCAGGGACUUCAUUGUUGCUGACAGGUGAGGUGAGGUGAGGUGCAGCUUAUUGAUUACUUUGGUUUGUACAAUGUUAUAAGGUGCCUCGGUAUGGAUGUGGUUGAAUUAGGGGGAGCUUUUGCAGCUAAGCAGAUGUUUUAAUGAAUUACCAGACUGGAAAGUUCAAAAUAUGGAUAGACUGGAUUUAGGAUUCAAUCACUCUGGAUCUGUGCAAUCGGAGGAGUCAGCCCUGGAUUUGGAGAGAAAUUAUUUCAACCAACUUCCUUUGUCAAGUCCACCACCACUGCAAGCCUUUGCAUCAGGUUGUCAGGUCGCCGAGAGCAAUGCUGCCUACUUCUCAUGGCCUUGCCGCUUGGAUGCUGCUGAGGACCGGGCCAAUUACUUUGGUAACCUUCAGAAGGGGGUUUUACCUGAAACCCUGGGGGGACGUCCCACGGGACAGCAAGCUACAACAUUGCUUGAAGUUAUGACCAUUAGAGCAUUUCAUAGCAAAAACUUGCGCCGCUUUAGUCUUGGUACAGCAAUCGGAUUUCGUAUCCGGCGAGGUGCUUUGACAGAGAUACCAGCUAUUCUUGUCUUUGUUGCCAGAAAAGUUCACAGGCAAUGGCUCAACCUUGUCCAAUGUCUACCAGCUUUUCUUGAGGGACCAGGUGGUGUUUGGUGUGAUGUUGAUGUUGUGGAGUUCUCAUACUUUGGGGCACCGGCAGCAACUCCAAAGGAACAGCUAUAUACUGAACUUGUUGAUGGUUUACGGGGAAGUGAUCCAUGCAUUGGUUCUGGUUCCCAGGUUGCUAGUCAGGAAACAUAUGGAACCUUGGGUGCGAUUGUUAAAAGUCGGACAGGAAUCAGGCAGGUUGGUUUCCUUACCAAUCGUCAUGUAGCAGUUGACUUGGAUUAUCCAAGCCAGAAAAUGUUUCAUCCUCUGCCACCUAGCCUGGGGCCUGGGGUGUAUUUAGGUGCUGUGGAGAGGGCUACAUCCUUCAUAACAGAUGAUCUUUGGUAUGGCAUAUUUGCUGGUACAAACCCAGAAACAUUUGUUCGAGCUGAUGGAGCAUUUAUUCCAUUUGCCGAAGAUUUCAACAUGUUGAAUGUAACGACGUCUGUGAAAGGAAUAGGAGACAUAGGUGAUGUCAAUAAAAUAGACUUACAGUCUCCUGUUGGUAGCGUCAUUGGUAGGCAAGUGGUGAAAGUUGGAAGGAGCUCUGGUCUUACGACUGGGAACAUUAUGGCCUAUGCCCUGGAGUAUAAUGAUGAAAAAGGAAUUUGUUUCUUUACAGAUUUUCUAGUUGUUGGUGAGAACCAACAGACAUUUGAUCUUGAAGGUGACAGUGGUAGCCUCAUUCUCUUGACUAGCCCAGAGGGGGAGAAGCCACGGCCUAUAGGAAUAAUUUGGGGGGGAACUGCCAAUCGAGGUCGUUUAAAAUUGAGAGUUGGCCAACCUCCUGAGAAUUGGACUAGUGGGGUUGAUUUGGGGCGUCUCCUUGAUCUUCUUGAACUUGAUCUCAUUACAUCCAACGAGAGUCUCCAAGUCCCUACUUCUGUAUUCACUUCCUCUAAAUCAGUUGCAUUGCAAGAUCAAAUUAUUGCAUCAGCUGCGGGUACUGGUUCUGCUGUUGGAGGGUCGUCACCAGCAGAGCGGAUUCAAUUGAAAGCUGAAGAAAACUUUGAGCCAAUCAAUUUAAACGUCCGACAAGAUCCCAUUGAUGAUGAAUCUGACGAAGGGAUAGUUCCACCACUCGAGCAUAAACACUUCCACAUUCAGGAUAGAAAUAAAGCAACUCCCUGCGUUGAGCAUCAGUUUAUCCCAAGUGUCUCUGGGAUUCAACAUGGAAAUGGGGAAUUAAAAAGACUCUCUGUGAUGGGAGGAUCAGAUGAUGAGAUGUAUGUUUCUUUGCAGCUAGGGGAGCAGCGCGAACCAAAGAGAAGGAAACAAUGAUGAGUCGUCUCCGUUUGCCAAAAAAAAAAAAAAAAAGAGUGAAUUGCCUCAUUUUAUUUGCUUCAUUUGUCUUUGGGAGGCUCAGUCAUGCACUGAGCUGGGAGGACUUGUAGUAUUAUUUAAGCCCCCCACCAGUAUGAGUAUUAUUAUUAUUAUUCUUUUUCACUUUUAAUUCAUGAAGCUACAUAUAGAGGUUAGAUAUUAAGUUGUACAAUAUGUAAGAAAUGUGUUUAGAAGAGAAGUGUAUCUAUUUGUUGUAUCAUUUCUGUGAAGCUGUCAUACAAAAUUUAUGAAGUGGAGUAAGCCCC